Solanum lycopersicum (tomato) is the source of this 1333-nucleotide messenger RNA. RefSeq names its product ethylene-responsive transcription factor LEP-like. Gene Ontology annotation, molecular function: DNA binding; DNA-binding transcription factor activity. Gene Ontology annotation, biological process: regulation of DNA-templated transcription. The record is from RefSeq and is a predicted model, not a curated record. Lineage: Eukaryota; Viridiplantae; Streptophyta; Magnoliopsida; Solanales; Solanaceae.
GCUUAGCACUUUAUUUGAGCUCAUAUUACUAGUUCUCUAGGUGAUAGACGAUCGUACCUUAAUAUUAAAUUACUUGAGUUUAGCUUGUAUAUGGAAGUUGUGAAACUGUAGUUUAUUGAAUUAUGAAUAUAGUCGAUCUCAACUGGUUUAAAAUCAAGGUGUAAUCAUUGUUCCAAACAAAUAAAGCUCUAGCCAAUGAGAAUGUGAUUAAGGGAAUAAGUAGAGACAAAGAGACCAAAUUUAAUCAAAAUAAUUAGCAUAUAAAUAUUAUGAAAGCUCAGAAAUUCCGCAUUAUGCUUGCUCUAAUCAUGUCAAAAUUGAGAAAAGUAGGGAAAAAGUUAAACACAAACAAAAUACAACACCUUUUAAUAUAAUUAACAUAUGGGGAAUGCUUCCCACUUGCUCCACUUGACCAAACCACAAAUAAGACACAAAAAAACACUCAUUUUAACUCACUAAUUUACUAAUUUAACUUAUCUUAGUGCUAAUCAGUGCUGUCUUAUCUUUGUCAAUAAACAAACAUUAAUCUUAAUUCGUUUCAUCACUUAUAUAAACCCCAUCUCAUUCUUUCCACACAAUUAAUUAAAAAGAAAAAAAAUGGAAAAUAUUACUAAUACUCCUAAAUUGCAUGUUAGAAAUUUAGUUAGAAGAAGUUCAAGACAUUCAACAAAAUAUCAUGGUGUAAGAAGAAGGCCAUGGGGUAGAUAUGCUGCUGAGAUUAGAAAUCCAAAUACAAAACAAAGACAUUGGCUUGGUACAUUCGAUACUGCUGAAGAAGCUGCUCUAGCUUAUGAUAUUUCUUCUAUUAAUUUUUGUGGUAUCGAAAAUGCACGUACUAAUUUCGUAUAUCCUUUUUCGUCUUUUCCUUCACCUUAUAAUAAUUCUCCGGCACCACCAUCACCACCACCUCAACCACUACCACCACCACCACCGUCAACGCCGGAGUUGGAAGUGGUUGAAAAUAAAUGCAUGAAGAUUGAGAUGAAUGAUGAUAUUAAUGAUGAUGAUGAGUCUCUUGUUAUUGCUUCUAUUUUACAAAGUUUUCGUUAUACAAACACGUUAGAUAAGCUGUCUCUUUGAGGAUAUAUCUAAGAUAUCAUAUCUUCAACAGUUUUGAAUACUUUUUUUAAAAAUAUUAUUUGUUGAAAAUGCAAUGGCAAAAAAAUUAAAAGAUAUUUUCCUCAUCGAUCAUGCAAUAUGUUGAAAUUUAUUAUUUUUGUCCUUCCAUUAACAUAGCUACAACUUUAAUGAAUUCUUAACAUUGGUUAUAAUACCACCUAAAAAAAAAACUAUGGGAGAUGGUGACGAAGAUGAUGUAUUCACUAAGCUAGCA